Molecule: messenger RNA, 1633 nt
Organism: Brassica rapa (field mustard)
Lineage: Eukaryota; Viridiplantae; Streptophyta; Magnoliopsida; Brassicales; Brassicaceae
Product: CLAVATA3/ESR (CLE)-related protein 22
Biological process (GO): system development
Source: RefSeq, a predicted model, not a curated record
UAAAAAAACAUGUAUUGAACCUCUUGCAUUCUCGUAGUAAACAAAUUAUAUUUUACUUUUGGUUAAGAAAAUAAAGUAGUCUCAUUACCAUCUGAAAAACAUAUGUACCAUUGAGAUAUGCUUCAAAAUUGAUAACAAAAAAGGUCAUCAAACUAUCAUUGAUUUGUUUCUUCUUAUUUAUGAAAAUUUUCAAAUGUUGUUUUAGAAAAAAAUGAAGGUUGAUCCAUGAUUUAGAUAAAAUAAGAAAUUCGAAAUUCUACAUAUGUUUUUCUUGUCAAAUGUGGUGUGUGUAGAACUGUAGUAGAUAGUUCGUUCCUCCUAAUUCGUAAUAAAAACAAAAAAAAAGGAGUUUAAUAUUCCACAAAGACAAGAUGGAAAAUGAUAAAAGCAGAUGUAUAUAUAAAUAAGAGGGGACAUUCAAGUGGGAGUGGAUUUUUUUCAUGUGUGUGAGUGUAGAUGUGGGUGAGGAAUAACACAAUGAGAAAAGGGAGUGAAGAUACAGACAACAUCAUUCUCCCCAAAGAAAGCUAAGUCUUAGAAUCAUCACUCCAGUUCCCCUUUUUGGCCCCUUCUUCUUCCUUUUUAUAUUUCUUUCUUCUUUGACCCCUCACUUAAUUACUCUAUACAUGCUUUUUGACACCCUCAUUACUCUCCCCCUAACUUAACCACUACAAGUAAAAAUAUUAACUACACUUAAUUGAUACCACUGAUCAAUUUAAUCCAGCUAAUAUCUUUUGAAAUGAUCCAACCAAAGCUUAGUUAGAAAAAUAAUGAUAAUUACAAAAACUCUAAUUUUAUUCUCUUUGUUAUUUUUAUAAAGGUAUUGUGAAGAAAAAGGAAAGGAGAGCAGCAAACUUUUGGAGCAAGUCAUCUGUUAAAAGCUCCUUAGCUUUUCUUCCAUCACUUUCAUUCUUCUCUUCUCAUUCCAUGAGACUUUCACAGAGAAUUUAAGAGAUCUUGAUCAGAACUUCUGAUUAUUCUUCCCUCUUAUAUUUUCUAAAAAUCAAUUCUAACACUCAUCUCUCACAGUUAUAGAGAAACUCUAUAUAUCUUGAAGAUGAGAAAUAACUACUCCAGAAGAAAACCUAGGGAACACAUCACUACUGUUGCCUUUAUCAUCCUUCUUUUUUUGUUUCUGUUUCUUUACGCUAAAGCUUCAUCGUCCUCCUCUCCUGCUGGUAUUCAUUAUCACUCAACUCAUGGAAGCUUAAAGAAACCUAGAGUUUUGGAUCCAAAGCCUGAUGAUCUUAAUGACAAUGCUGCGUUAAGAGGAUCAAGAAUAUAUACAUAUGAAGGUGGUGAGAAUGUUUUUGAAGAUGGAAAGAGAAGGGUCUUCACAGGUCCUAAUCCUUUGCACAAUUGAUAAAUAUUUUUUUGCUUUUCCAAGUUUUGUGAAUUUUUGUCUGAAUAAAAAUAUAUAUAUAUAUAUAUGUGCAAACAAAACCCAAAACCAUAUUUAUUUACUUUUGUAUUACACUGAUAUACAUUAUAUCGUACGUGAUCUGCCGUGAUUUGUAACUCUUUCUAUGUGGAGGAAUGAGAUCGAUUUCAAGAGUAGAAAAUGCUGCUUAUUUGUUCAUCUCUCUCUAUGAUAUUCAUCUAAUUAAUAUAAAUACGUUUAGUUUAUUACUGA